AUGGCCAGCCAGUUCUGCAUCCUUCCAGCCCCACGCAGCUCAUCCCUAAAACCUUUGAAGUCACACUUCAUGGACUUACAGGCAGGCAUCCGGGUGGCCAUUCAGCGCAGUGACAGGCGGAUCCACCUAGCUGUGGUCACGGAGAUUAACAGAGAAAACUCUUGCGUCACAGUCGAGUGGAUGGAGAAAGGGGUUAAAAAAGGUAAGAAGAUUGAUCUGGAGACCAUAUUCCUGUUGAAUCCAGCUCUGGCCAUUGCUGAAUACCCAAAUCUACGCAGGACCCUGUGCCCCAAGUCUGUAACGCCCAUUGCAGCCGGAGGGGACCAACGUACCUCUACCAAAUGGAUGACAAUGAUACCCCAAAGACAGGAGCCACCCUCAGGGGAUAGCCAAUCCUUGGUGGUCCCUGGCAGCCCUUGUCUGAUGACAAGGAAAAAAUCUCCAUGCUUGAGGGAAAUUGAGAAACUGCAGAAGCAGCGAGAAAAGCGCAGAAAGUUGCAGAUGGAGAUACGGGCUAGACGUGCGCUUGAUGCCAACAGGCAAAACCCGAACUAUGAGACCAUGCGCAUGAUCGAGGAGUACCGCAGACAGCUGGCCAGCAGCAAGGUGGCCAGUCCGGAGUCCCUCGAAGACCAUAGGAUCUGCGUGUGCGUGAGGAAAAGGCCUCUCAACCAGCGAGAGAGUGCCCUGAAGGACCUGGAUAUCAUUACUAUCCUCCCUCGCCACGUGGUUAUGGUACAUGAGUCGAAGCAAAAGGUGGACCUGACCAGAUACUUGGAGAACCAGACCUUCUGUUUCGACCAUGCCUUUGAUGACACAGCCUCCAACGAGUUAGUGUACCAGUUCACUGCCCAACCCUUGGUGGAGUCCAUCUUCCACAAGGGCAUGGCCACCUGCUUUGCCUAUGGGCAAACCGGCAGUGGGAAAACGCACACUAUGGGCGGAGUCUUUGCUGACAAGGCCCAGGAUUGUUCUAAAGGCAUUUAUGCCUUGGUAGCACAGGAUGUCUUCGUUCUACUUAAAAAUCCCUCUUAUGAGAAACUGAAUCUCAAAGUCUACGGGACAUUUUUUGAGAUUUAUGGUGGCAAAGUGUAUGAUUUGUUAAACUGGAAGAAGCAGCUGCAAGUCUUCGAGGACGGCAACCAGCAAAUACAGGUGGUGGGGCUGCAGGAGCAAGAGGUGCGUAGCGUGGAGGAUGUGCUGAAUCUCGUGAAACUAGGAAACAGCUGUCGGACUUCCGGGCAGACCUCUGUCAACGUGCACUCCUCCAGGAGCCAUGCGGUGUUCCAGAUCAUUCUGAAGUACGCAGGGAAACUGCAUGGCAAGUUUUCUCUUGUUGACCUGGCUGGGAAUGAAAGAGGACCAGAUACUGCCAAGGCCACCCGCAAGAGGCAGUUGGAAGGGGCUGAGAUUAAUAAGAGCCUCCUGGCUCUCAAAGAAUGUAUCAGGGCUUUGGGUAAGAACAAGGCUCACGCUCCGUUCAGAGCCAGCAAGCUCACACAGGUGCUCCGGGACUCCUUCAUAGGCCAUAACUCCUUCACCUGCAUGAUUGCUACCAUUUCACCGGGGAUGAGUUCUUGUGAAAACACCCUUAACACUUUAAGAUAUGCUAACAGAGUAAAAGAAUUAGCUCUAGACAGAAAGUUUAACAACCAUACUGGCCCCUCCCCAGUUGACUGUGAGCCAACACGCAUGUUAGGAAAGCACCCGAGGGACUCAGAAACAUCCCUGCAGAAAGGUGAACUUAUUAAUGUGCCUUGCACCUGGGGCAAGGAGCAAAAGCAAAGUGAAGCUGAUGAGACAUCAUCCACACCAUUGACGAAGGACCCUGAGGCUUCCUGGAGGGAAUCCAGCCAGUGCUGGGAGAAUGUUCAGGAGGAGUCAGCUGAUGGAGCCUAUUACAGUGUUGAUUUUUGCAUAACCCAGUCACUGUCUAUUUUGGAGCAAAAAAUUAGCAUUCUGACUGAUAUCCAAAAGAAACUCAAAUCAUUAAGAGCUGACCUCAGAAAGAAGAGCAAAAUUGAAUGA
Messenger RNA from Jaculus jaculus (lesser Egyptian jerboa), 2028 nucleotides. RefSeq names its product kinesin family member 2B (gene Kif2b). The record is from RefSeq and is a predicted model, not a curated record. The transcript has a single exon. Gene Ontology annotation, biological process: microtubule-based movement. Gene Ontology annotation, molecular function: microtubule motor activity; microtubule binding; ATP binding. NCBI's taxonomy places the organism in Eukaryota, Metazoa, Chordata, Mammalia, Rodentia, Dipodidae. Bases 1 to 2028 code for a protein of 675 amino acids.